CUGGGCCUUCCAGUGCGCCAGGGCCCCCCUCCCCUCAAUCAAUCGAUUGCAAUUGACGCAAAGGGCUUGCCAAGACGAGCUCCAACUUGACCAGGUUGCUUGUCAGACAUCGUUCUUUGUUCUCUCAGGACAAGUUCUGUGCAUUUUUCGUUACCAAUUUCCGUACAGCUCAUCGCAGUGGAAACAACCAUUAAGCAAAAUGAGUGGCAGUACUGACGAACCAUCCUGGAAGCCGGCUGUCGAUGCUGUGCGGAAAUACUACAAUUUCUUAGUCGAGGAACUGGGAGCCAUUCCAGCGGACUGUGUGGAAUACCCUCCGGAGGAAGGCUGGUCAAACAUUUCCGAGGAGUCGCUUGCUGGUCUGGAAAAAACCAAGGAAGUCGUUGACGUUCUACGCCAUCUACCGUACAUCAAAUAUAGCAACGGGUUCAAUGUUCAGAUCGCUUUUGCAACCGAAGCUCUUGACUACAGGGGCGCGGAGGUUGCGGUCGGUGACAAAAACAGAUGGAUUCCCCAUGGAAACCUCGAAUUCGCCCCUCAUGUUGUUGUCUUGACCGCAGAUGACGGCCCAGGAUCUUACGGGAGUCAAGUUCUACUAGACACGGAGAAAAACACAUUUAGCGACUAUCAGCCCGGAGGACCUUCGAAAGCUUCCGAGACUAAUGCAGAAACUAACCCCGACGACUUCUGGCACUCUAGAGAGACUCGGCCUGUGGCUGAGUUUUUCAGCCUGUGGGAAGAGCGGUUCCGCACUCUAGAAUGGACCGUUGAUCCAUUCGACGACGAAGAGGGCAUGCUGUUACGAUACGACAAUGCGACGGAUGAGGUCCGCCAAAUUUACCGUGAUCACGGAUGGCCGGAUAAUUUUCGUCGUCGUGAAUGUCGUGAUGCCCUGCAGGAAUGGCACAGGACUAUUAAGGAUCGAAUGGCGGAGCCGGGAAAUAAUCUGCAUGAAAUCAACCGUCAACCGCCAGGCCCGUAUGUGACCACCUAGACCAUGUAUUAUAAUGACUAUAUAUAGUGAUGCAAUAAUAGAAUAUGUCAAGGAGCCUUACCAUGUAGAACCGUACAGGUGGAGAAUAUAGGCAGCAACGGAAAAAUUGACGAAUCAUACUAUCAAUGAUUCUAGAUGUUUCACGCUAAAUUCGUCAAUUAAUCUGAUUGGCUGUGGGUAGAGAGCGGAUCUCUGAC
This is a messenger RNA of Talaromyces proteolyticus, 1191 nucleotides long. RefSeq lists its product as uncharacterized. The coding region runs from base 200 to 994 and encodes 264 amino acids. The transcript has 4 exons. The record is from RefSeq and is a predicted model, not a curated record. NCBI's taxonomy places the organism in Eukaryota, Fungi, Ascomycota, Eurotiomycetes, Eurotiales, Trichocomaceae.